UUCAACAUUUUUUCCCCAAAUUCUUGCCUCUCGAUUUCAUCAUCACAAAAACAAAAUCCAGAUAGAGAGAGAAACGAUCAAAGCUGGGUAUUGAUCAAUUUCACUUCGAUUCAUACAAAAAAGAUUACUUUGAAAGAAUCCGGCGAUGAACCACAAUCAUCCGCCAUCUCCAUCUCCAUCGCCAUCGGCGGACCUCGACUUAAGAACAGCGUUUCAAGUAAUCAAACAAGCCGGUUCGAUCUACUUAUCUCACAUCUUCACAUUUCUCUUGCUUUCCUUUUUGAUUCUUACUUUCCGUUGUAAUGUCGAAAACGGGACCCACCUUCUGACCGGCUUUAUCGAUCGAGACCCAUCUUUCCGAUCACUUCUCUCCCGUCUUGACAUUUCCGGUAGAAACGUAUACUCCUCCGACGAGGGUCAUACACUAAACAACCAACAUCAACACCGACAUCACAGACGCCGACAUCGGAGACCGUUUCUUCAUCUUACUCGUGUAGGAACAAUCGACGAUGAUUUCUUCUCCGGUGAUGAAGAAAACGAUCGUUUUCUAUUUGGGUCUCAUUCGAAGGUUCAGAUGAAUGAUAGCUUUAUAAUCUUCAGUAGUUUAGAUUCUCGAUUAGGGUUCUCAACUCAUGUUACUGAUAAUGGAAUUAAGUUUCCUGAAACUGUUCGUCGUGGGUUAUCUUUCAAGCUAAUUGAAGAGUCCUUGUUAUCUAAGGAACUUGAUCUUGAAAAUGAAACGGUUGAUUCAACAAUCAAAACAGAGAAAAAAAGGGAUGGAGAGAAAAUGGAUUUGCAAUUUCUCUUUAAGGGUUUGGACCUCAGUCGAAGUGAUGUAUCCGCCUUAAUUUUUCUUGUUUUCUUAUUAUCCAUGGCUUAUGCUUAUGUGAUUAUAGGGUUUCUCGUCACUUAUUCAUGGGUUCUUGGAACUGUGUUUUCAAUCGUUGUUAAUCAUUUGAUUGGAAGGUAUCGUUCUUGGACUGGAAUUUUAUGGGAUGGUUCAACUUUAGGUUUGAAAAGAUUGUCUGGUUUCAUUCUUAUGAGAUGGGCAUUAAGAGAUGCUUUAACCCAGCUUCUAGGAAUCUGGUUCUUUGGUGAAAUUGAAGAUCAAUAUUCAUUCUUCAAGAUUUGUGUUAGGUUAAAACUAAUGCCAUUCUCGAUUAAUUCGCCAUGGGUUAGAGGGUUCGAGAAAGAAACAUCAGGGUUUCUGUUUUCAUGGGUAUUAUCCGAUAUAAUCGUGGAGUUCAUUUUAGCUGUUGAUUGUUGGGUUGCUAUUGUGGAUUCGAGAAAGAGUGGUAGAGAAAUUGUGAAGGAAGGUUUAUAUUUGUUGUGUACUAUGUUUAAGCAGGCUUUUACGAUUAAGUGUUUGGAAUCAUUACUAUGUGGUUCUUUUACUAAAUUCGCGAUGACACGAUAUGUUGGGAAAUUGUUUGCAACUGGUUUUCAAUCGGUAAUGGAGGUUUACUUUAUGGUUGCUUGGCUGAUAUUAUAUUUGUCGAUGAGGAAAAAAGAUGCGAUCUUCCUUGGGAAGACGUUUGGGCAGAGAGAAUUGGAAGGUAUUAUUCAUGGAUUGAGAUGAUAUAGUGUUAGUAGAGAGACAUAUAUAGUCUUUUGUUUUGACUGCUGAAAAGCGGUAAAAAAAACUGAACAAAAAAUUCCUGUGUUUUCUAUUUUUACAUGCGGUCAUUGUGAAAUUCAAGAAUUGGCAUUGUUUUUAGUUGAUAUUGCAGAACAAUGAAGCGUAUUCCAUGUAAUCGAGACACGUGUAACAUUUUGUAUACUCGAAAUGGGGAAUGUCUCUUGUGUAUAAUAUCAUUUGCUACGAAUUAUGUAGUUGAGAUUCAUAAUGAAGGAGGGUAGAGA
Molecule: messenger RNA, 1863 nt
Organism: Impatiens glandulifera
Lineage: Eukaryota; Viridiplantae; Streptophyta; Magnoliopsida; Ericales; Balsaminaceae
Exons: 1
Coding region: 146-1579 (477 amino acids)
Source: RefSeq, a predicted model, not a curated record